Messenger RNA from Caenorhabditis briggsae, 1953 nucleotides. Lineage: Eukaryota; Metazoa; Nematoda; Chromadorea; Rhabditida; Rhabditidae. The transcript is spliced from 11 exons. Gene Ontology annotation, biological process: establishment of epithelial cell polarity. The record is from RefSeq and is a predicted model, not a curated record. Gene Ontology annotation, cellular component: cytoskeleton. The coding region runs from base 1 to 1953 and encodes 650 amino acids.
AUGACCGACCCAAACAGAAUAGCGACGGCUUCAAAACGGCCGAAAGCCCUCAUUCGGCUGCUCGACUCACAGCAAAUUGAAGUUGUGCUCCAUUCUCGAUUAUCUGUUGAAGACGUGGUCAGGCUGGUAGCUGAGAAGCUCGAAAUCUCAUUUUCGGAUUCGCAAUAUUUUUGUUUAGGAUUUUCAGAUAAUUUAAACAACUUUCAUUGGUUAGACGGCUCCGUUAUUCUAUACGACCUGGUCGCAUCAACUUCAAAUCCAAAAGGCACAUUAACCUUGUCGCAUCAUGUCAGAUUCUUUGUGGAAACGAUUUAUGAGGUUCAGUGCGCAUCAACCGCCAAACUUUUUUUCUUCGACAUUCAUAAUCAGCUGGCAAGACACGAAUUGCUUGUGGCUAGCGAGGAUUACUUCGAACUGGUUGCUAUUCUGGUGUCUGUCUUCGUUCCCGAUUGCCAAGAACAAACCACAGCAGAGGCGAUUUCUCGAAUUAUGCCGAUGUCUCAUCCACCCUAUAUUCUCCUGAAAACCGAUCAGAGUGAGGUGGAAAGAAGAGUUUUCGAGAAGUUUCGCUAUUAUAGACGGCUACCUGUUGGGACAGGAAUGAUAAGCUUCAUAAAAUUAGCCGAAAAAAGCGAGUCCUACGGAUAUCGAAUGUAUGAAGCACUAAAUGAGAACAACGACAAAUGUAUCCUCUCAAUUGGAUACAAAGGAAUCUAUAUCUACAGGCGGAGUCGUCAUCAGAACCUCAUAACCCCAUAUCUGGCAUAUCCAUGGAGAGUGAUAGAUAACUUGUACUAUCGGGACAAAAAGUUUUCGAUCGAAAUCCGAGAACCCAAGAAUUCCCUACACUCGAGCUCGUCGAUCGGCACAAUGCCGUCGGCGAAGAUUGGCGAUGGAAGUACAUCGAGUCUUCCUCCUGUGAUAUCUCUCAAUAAGCCAAUAUCAACACAAACCUCCGAAUCUCUACCUCCUGAUGUUCCAGACAUGAGCGAAACUCUUCAUAACAAAUCAACGGAAGAGUUUCAAAGGGAUUUGGAAAGAUGCGGAAUGCUGAAAACAAAAAAAGCAGAUCUCGAAGCAAGGCUUCGUCAAAAAAUGCAGGAAUUGAAAGAAGUAUGCGUUCAGGAAGGUGACAUAACCGGAGAGAUGCCGAUUGAAAUAAACGAGGUCGUUCUCCCGGGAGACGAUUUCCCACGACUGAAGCGAAGGGUUGGAACGGCUUAUUCGAUUCCUGAUGAACUGAUUAAAAUAGACAAGGAUGACAAAGUGAGUCAAAUGGAGACUGAUGUCGAAUUGCACCGAAGGAUCGUGGCGGCUGCUUCUCGAUUAGCAACAGACAAAACUAUGAAUAAAUCAGUGCGGAAGAAGAGACAAAAAGAUUUACUAGCGGCAAAACAGAAACUGAGCCGACUGGAACAAGGUCUUCAAAGUAUUCGGCAAUCAGCGAGUAAACCUGAUAUCAGUAGCCUCACAAGUGAUAGUAGCAAUUCUUGGUCCGCAUCAAACUCUUGUGGUCCUAUGCUCACUAUGGCGAUGACGAAGAGCUGUCCUACAACUCCACGUGGCUCUGUACCCGAUCUGAGAAACGAGUUGGAUGAUGAAAAGGAUGAAUUCGAUGAAAAUGUGGAUGAAAGAGUAUCCAGAAGAGCACCGAGCGCGAUAUCCCGUCACUCCCUUUCCCAACGAUACUCUGGAGUAUCUUCCUCAUCGACAAGUUCUGGAUCUGAUUCAAUGGGUCUUGGAUUGCCACCUCGUCCAGUAUCCUGCAAAUCACAACAACAACAAACGACGCCGUUCGACGAUCAGCUAGACAAUCCAAUGCUCUGUGAUGCGAUUCCAUCGACAAAUCCACUGUUAGUACCAACUGUGCCACGUGGCAAAGCCUCAUCUAACGGGUCUCGUGUGUUGACUGAUUACUAUCCGGUCCUAAAGAAAAUCAGGACCAAUUAUUGA